UUAACAAUUAGUAAGGACGUUGAAAUAAAAACGUACGUUAGUUGUGCUAACAGUUAGCGAGAGGUCGAGCUAACUGGCUAAGCUGAUGUUAACGCUGGUUUCACCAUGAAGUCCUCAAAGCCUUUGUUUAUGAAGACCUACGUUAGGCAGAAACGAAAGCUGCCGACAUGGAUCUCACCUGAAAACGACAAGCAGGCUUGGGACAGCUCACCCCCGAGCACAAGUGGGAGGAGGAUUAGUGUGGCUAGUCACAGAGCUGCACGUCCUGCCAAGAAAAAGGCCAUCCUAUGUCUGACUGAGAUGAGCUUCGAUGACGAGAGCAUCUCCUCCCCCUUCUGUCCUCAGCCUGCUCAGCAGAGCAAGACAACCAGAAAGAAGAAGACUGGUGUUUCUGUGGCUCCUGUCCGGAGAAAAGCCUAUCUGAUAGAAACCAGCAGUGAUGAGGAGAACAUCAACAGGCCCCUCCUUCCUCGCCCUCAGCCCACUCGGCAUAGCAAGACAACCAGGAAAAGCCGGCUUGUGUCUGUGCCAGGGGUCUUGAUGAGACAGAAAGGCCAGCAGGUUCCAAGGACCAGCAAGAGUGAGGAAGACUCAACGUCUGCUACAGAAUGUCACAAAAAAUCAACUCAAAUGAAGACUGACUCCAAUCUUCACCCUCCUUCUGCGGGCCGCUUUGUAACCCGCCGCAGACGUGCUGUGGCUGCCAAACCCCCUAAAGCGACAUUCAAGACACUGAACUCUUCUGAGGAGUUUACUCCUGGAGCCUUUGGUUCCAGUAGGAUUCUUCGGCCUGCUUGGAAGAGGAAGAGGGUCCCCCCAGCAUUUGUGGUGUCAAGUGCAGAGAACUCAGUGAAUGCCGCGGGGACUGGCAGCUUUGCCACCAACCCCUUCCAAGAGAUAUCACUCAAUGAGUCGGCAGAUCACAGCAUUGGACCCUGCCCCAGGAAGCCCAUCUUUUGCUCUACACCCUCUGCAGGCCCCUUCAGCAAACGGCCGUGCCUUAAAGCCAUAUCUAUCAAUGAUCAAUCCGUCACCCCUCCAUCCGUGUCAGUAAGCUGUAUAGGUGUCUUGAGCACAUUCCAAGAAGACCUGGAUUCACCAGGGCAGCCCGUCGCCCCACCACGUUCUUCACCACCUACUGGGAUUCAUACUGAGGAGAAGCCACAGUCGAGCCUUGAUGAGCAAGCAUCUUCGGGUGAUUUAUUUGUGGAGUCGAAGAGCACUAACAGUGGAAGUAGCUGUAGUGCGGAAGCCAAUAGCCACAGUGAAGACCUAAAAUCAAAGAAUGCUGGGGAAUUACCAAGUCUAAAUCUGCUCUCUACAGAGGACAGUGAAAGCAGCAGUCGUUUUGUGUCAGCAGCAGGAGGGUUAGAGUGGCUGAUAGAGGCUCUGAAGGAGAAAUGUUUGACUGAGCGCUGCACAGUGCAGCUGGAAAGAUUUUACAACCUCACUGUGACUCAGCUUUGCAGUCAAACUACCUACUCGUCCUGUUUGGGGCAUUCAAGCUCACUCCACAGCCAGCAAACAAAUGAACAUCCUCUGUCUGUGGACAGCGUUCAUUCUACUGACCUUUCUCAGUCUUCAGAACCAUUGUUUAAUCUUCAUUUGUCUGGGACCAACAAUAAAACCAGUGAUUAUUUACACUCUGUAAAUGGUUUUGAGUCUUCUGAACAUGCAGCCUCAGUGACUGACAGUCGAAGCACUAACACUUCUCCAUCAGUUGACUGUAAGCAGUCAGCUGAAACCUCAAAGGAACCCAUGGACCAGUCAGCAUCAGUACUUUAUGUUGGAUCUACCCACCACACAGACAGCAGCAAUGAGUUUAUCAUGGGCACACAAUUACCAGCCAACGGCCCCGUGCAAGCACUGUUUACUGAAGAGGCGGUUGUAGCAGUAAAGGAAGACUGUCUUACUAAGAAAUGCACAGUUCAGCUAAAAAACUGGGCUUUGUCACAACUGACUGUUCAGAACCUCAAAGGGUUCGUGCAGCAGAACAAUGUGGGUUUGGCUUGUGAUGAGUCAGCUAAUCCAGAUGUAAACAAAUCUGAAAAUGGCCGUACACACAGCAUCAGCGACCCAGAAGAUCUCACAUGUUCAGGAGAAACAACGGAAGGAGUGACAGCGUCUGUUAGAAGGUCAUCAAAUGACAGCAGUCCAGGAGCUCAGGCACGGUCUAAUGUCCCAGAAACAGAAGAAAAGGCAGCGGCCCUCAAGACGAUGCUGAAAGAGAAAUGUCAAACUGACAAACUCAUUGUCGAGAUAAAGAGGGUAACUUUAUCCCAAUUGAAAGAAAUUCUGCAGCUCAAAGACAGAAAACUUAAAUCAUCCACCGAUGUGUCAGACUCCAGUGAUGAUCAGACAAAGAACCAGCCUGAGAGUAGCACUAAUCACUGUAAUAAAGACACUUCUGCCAUGAAAGUCAAUAUUAAAAAAAGGGGCUCAACUACUUCUGAAGACAAGAUUGCUUCAGACAACGUUCGCCACAAAAGAAAAAAGACCUCUCUGGCUCCUAAAGAAAAGAAAAGGAGGAGCACGUCAACGGACCGACCUGGGACAACCAGGAAGGCGUGUGUGAGCGGUCUCAGUGUGACUCGCUGGAAAAACAAAGACAGUGCCAGCACACACGUGUUCAGGAGCAGGACUGUACAGAUGGGCGGCACCAAGGCUGUGGACUGCAGCAUCAAUGAGCUAAUGUCUGCACAACACAAACAGCCACGGGACCCGUUGGGAACCACCAUGAAUUUCUCCACCCCGAUGAGAGCGAGUCGGCUCAACCUUUCGUCUCUGUUGGCUGACUUCACACCUAACACACACACCUGGAGCCGACUCAAAGCUGCCCUCUCUGUUCAUCGCAAGGGCAUGGUGCAACUCACUCCGAGAAGUUCACGUCUGUCAGUGUCGGGCUCUCGUGGAAGAACGGAGUUAGCGGAUGUCAGCCAGGAUCUCUUUGCCACACCCUUUCGGACACCGCUCCCCAAACGCCUCCAGUCACAGCUUCUCAGCUCCAAUUCUCUGGUUGAGUGUGGGGAUGCAGAUCUGUCAGAUGCAGAGAAGGCGUACGCUGAGUGCGGACAGAAGCGCCCUCUGCCAUGGGAGGAAUGUAUACUCCCUCAGCGCAUGAAACAAUGUGUGAAGAUAGGGGAGGGGACCUUCGGAGAGGUUUUCUCCACCACCAACGCCUCAGGAGACACUGUCGCACUCAAAAUCAUUCCAGUAGAGGGCACUGAGAAGGUGAAUGGAGAGGACCAGAAGACCUUUGGAGAGAUUCUCCAUGAGAUUAUUAUCUCAAAGGAGCUGAGCAGCCUGAAAGAGAAGCAGCAGAACCAGACUCAUGGAUUUAUUGGACUCAUCGAUCUCUACUGCGUCCAAGGCUGCUACCCUCCAGAUUUCCUGAAUGCUUGGGACACCUUCGACCAGCAGAAAGGCUCUGAGAAUGACAGACCAGAUUUCUUUGAAAAAGAUCAGUUAUUCAUAAUCCUGGAGUUUGAGUUUGGAGGCAUCGACUUAGAGAACAGCAAUGGAACGCUGGCGUCUUUGGGGGUGGCAAAGAGCAUCCUUCAUCAGGUUACUGCUGCCUUGGCUGUUGCUGAGCAGGAGCUACACUUUGAACACAGGGACCUCCACUGGGGCAAUGUGCUGGUCAAAACUACCAAGGAAAAGAAGGGGAGCUUCCUCCUGAACGGAGCAACCAACUCUCUGGAAACCAAAGGAGUGCUGGUCCGCAUCAUUGACUACUCUCUCUCCAGACUAGAAAUUGAUGAUCUGACGGUGUCCUGUGAUAUCUCGGAGGAUGAGGAGCUUUUCAUGGGCCAGGGGGAUUAUCAGUUUGAUAUCUACAGACUGAUGAGACAGGAGAAUGGAAACAACUGGAGUAACUACCACCCCCAUACAAACGUGCUGUGGCUCCACUACCUGUGCUCAAAGCUCAUUUCCAUGAAGUACCGGGGCUCAGGAGGGAGGGGUGCCAAGGACAUACGGCUGGAGCUCACUCGUUUCUAUGACAACGUCCUCCAAUACAGCUCUGCCACCGAGGCGCUGGAAAAGAGCCCCUUGUUUCAGUAGUAACUAUUAGCCCAGUGUCUCCACUAUAAAUUCCAGCACAGUUACACGGUUCAAUUACACAAAACCCUAAUAAAACCUUUUUUAUGCUAUUGCAGUUUUAUGAAUAAAAGAAUUAAGACAAAGCUGGCACUGCAUUA
Messenger RNA from Morone saxatilis (striped sea-bass), 4199 nucleotides. RefSeq names its product histone H3 associated protein kinase (gene haspin). Gene Ontology annotation, cellular component: cytoplasm; nucleus. Gene Ontology annotation, molecular function: ATP binding; histone H3T3 kinase activity. The record is from RefSeq and is a predicted model, not a curated record. Gene Ontology annotation, biological process: mitotic cell cycle; protein phosphorylation; intracellular signal transduction. Lineage: Eukaryota; Metazoa; Chordata; Actinopteri; Moronidae.